Chara braunii is the source of this 1100-nucleotide messenger RNA. Lineage: Eukaryota; Viridiplantae; Streptophyta; Charophyceae; Charales; Characeae. The record is from the annotation of a GenBank genome assembly.
UCAGGUUGUCCUUUGCAUGGAGGCUUUUAGACGACAGCGCCACCAUUGCUGAAGAUGAUUGAUUAGAUGGAUCGGUACGAUGGCAAGUACGUGGCCGAUAUCUCGUCUAGAUUAGGAGACAGCGGCAGCCUGGCAUCUUGGCAGAGGGAGGAGGAAGAGAGAAUGAGAGCGGUCCUUCAGCCCGACGAGACAGCGUGGCAGUUUUUGGCGCGCAGUCACCUCAAGCCUCUGCGCACUUCUAUUCCUUUUUUGGAUAACCAGGCCAUCGGACCGGGACACGUGGUAGAGAUCUGUGGUCCCAGCGGCAGUGGAAAGACGCAGCUUCUUAUUCAGAUUGUUGCCACCUGUCUCCUUCCAAAGCGUUGGGGUGAGGUAUCUUAUGGUGGUGCUGAGGGUGUUGCCUACGUGCUGGACCUGGACUGUCACUUCAACAUCUCAAGGGUGGUCGACGUAUUGAAGACAAGAAUAAGCGAAGCUCGAGCUGCUGCACUGAAUGUCCAUGGGCUGCCAAAUGAACCCCAAGGAGAAGAACUUGUUGCUUGGAGUUUGAGCAGGCUGCACAUCUUCAAAUGCCACAACAGCUUUCAAUUCCUUGCAGCUCUCAAGGUAUUAUUUAUGCAGAGAACUGUUGUGUAGAUUUGCCCGGUUGCCCAGCCGGGCAGAGAAAAAAUAAAAAAUUUCCGGGGAAAAAAUAUGUUGUGUAAAAGCAACUUGCCCGGUUGCCCGGCCGCACAGAAAAACCAACGUAGCUUCUUUUUCUUUAUUAUUAGCUCUUUUUUAUACGAGUUUUUUUUUUUUUUUUUUUGCUUGGUCACAGCAGGUUGAGCAGAUUCUGCUCUUUAUUUUAACGAAAUGUUGUUAUUAACUUAUUAUCUAGGCUACCAGCCGGGCCGCCCGGGUCCCGGGGACCUUGUCCCACUUGCACCGCUUAGUUGAGGCAGCUCAACGGUGCGACAGCUAAAAAAAAUCAUUAUAAUUCAAUUUCAAAUGAGAAAUGCAUUUAUAAAUGGCAGGAAUACAAUUGUUCUCGUUUUUCAUUUUUCACAAUUGGAGUGGCAUACGGGCACUUCCACAGCAGAAAAUGAAGAGGUGCCCGAAUC